Molecule: messenger RNA, 6596 nt
Organism: Platichthys flesus (European flounder)
Lineage: Eukaryota; Metazoa; Chordata; Actinopteri; Pleuronectiformes; Pleuronectidae
Gene: snx19b
Product: sorting nexin 19b
Exons: 15
Coding region: 1-3084 (1027 amino acids)
Cellular component (GO): intracellular membrane-bounded organelle; early endosome membrane
Molecular function (GO): phosphatidylinositol binding
Source: RefSeq, a predicted model, not a curated record
AUGGGCUGUAUGGUGCGGACCGCAGUGUUCGACGUCCAUGGACGUCCCCCCCACCCCCCGUGCUGUGACAGCUCGUGCAGGUGUGAUGUGGCUCUGGCAUGUAUAAUCUCCAUAUCCCUUCCUGACGGUGUCGACCCAGACAGUCACGCCGUGGAGGGUGCCAUGGCUGAGGUGAUGGGACAGAGGAGCUUGCUGGGCUUUGGUGUGGUGUUGGCAUGGCUGGUUCUGUUCCACCUGCUGGUCAACAUCUGGCUGCUUUGUUUGUUCACCAGCCUGUUGGUGGUGCUCGGUGGCUGGCUUGGCUCACAGGCAGUCCUCGAUUCCAACAGUGUGGUUCAUCUGGAGAGGUUUAUCACACUGGAGCAGGUUCCACCCUCCGUGGAGGCUGAUCAAAACUUGGACCAAGAGAUCCACAGCACAGUGAGGAAAAUCAUCAGGGACUUUGUCACCUCCUGGUACUGCACGGUGUCCUCUGAGACUGGUUUUGAGACAGAAGUCAAAGAGGCCAUGAUCUGUAUGGCCAUGGAACUGAAAACACGUGCUAGACAUGUCGACAGGAAGGAGCUGACCCAGAGGAUCCUCGAUCUGUUUGGCUGCCACCUGCAGGACUACAUCAGAGCGAAGGAGCUGGUGACCGAGCAGCAGAUGACCAUGAGUUGUGAGAGCGAGCGGUUGUGGAAAGCCUAUUCCAGUCUUACCACACCUCAUCUUGCCAUGACCAGUGACAAAGCGGAGCUAAACUACACCAGAGGAUUUGUAGAUUUGUUAUUGCAUGUUUUGGUGCCAUUGCCGCACUUGGAGUCCCAUACUGGACGGUUUGUGGUUGGAGAGCUCAUCACCUGCAAUGUCUUUCUCCCUCUUAUUGCCAAACUGUCUGACCCUGACUGGUUAAACAUCCUUAUAAUUGAAAUAUUUGGAAGGUCCAGCAAACCCCAGGAAUGCAUUGCGACAAAGCCGAUGACCCCAUCACCACCAACAUAUGAAUCUGAUCUCCCUGCAUUACAAGAGAUUGCACAGGUUCCUCAAAGGAAUACUGAAAUUCCUCAAGCAGGAGCACAGAUUGAAAUUGUCCCUGAGGCAGAGAUGGCUGAGCUUGCUGCCUAUGACGUCUUCGACUCAGGGGAGGUGGACUGUCCACAGAAUAACACUGAAGAAGAAGAAAGUCCUCCACCCUUUCUAGAGCAUUUUAUGAGGGGAAGCAAGUCAAACCCAUUUUACCAGGAAAAUGACUCAGACCUUGAUUCUCCUUUGGCUGAAUAUAAACAGAGUCCCACCGAUUCACUGGUCAUGAUAGGCCAAGAGGAGGCUCUGGAUGACAGAUGCAAAGGGUUUACCACAUCUGUUGAAAAUAACAUUGGUGUGGACUUGGAGGAUGUUUGUCCCUGUCCAUUGGAUGGCUCCUGCCAAAGCAUACGGGUGAAUUCAGAAAAUCCAAAUGGCUAUGGCCUCUCAUCAGUUCGGGCAUCACAGGGGACUCCUAGUGUCAGCAACCUCCAGGACCUGGAGAGGGAUGCCAGUUCCCCACCAGUAAACCCAACCAGGGAGCUUCUCCUGAGCGUAGAACAGACUGGGUUGGGUAACCCUAAUGAACUAGUCAGUCCCUCGCAGGUCACUUCUCCCAUGCCAUCAUUCAGUUUCCAGCCCCUCAGUAGCCCAGAUGGACCAGUCAUCAUUCAGAACCUCCGCAUCACUGGUACCAUCACAGCUAAGGAACACAGAGGAACUGGCUCACACCCCUACACUUUAUACACAAUCAAAUAUGAGACAGCAAUGGGUUUUGAGAGCCCAGGAAGCCUCCAGUCCGGCUCUGAUGAAGCCGAAGUCGUACAGACAACUUGUGAGAAUCCCUCUCACAUUCAGCCAGUAGCCUAUCACAUGGUCAACAGACGAUACAGCGAGUUCCUCAACCUGCAAACACGGCUGGAAGAGAAAACUGACCUAAGGAAACUCAGCAAAGGUGUAAAAGGUCCAAGGAAAAUAUUUCCAGACAUGCCAUUUGGGAACAUGGACAGUGACAAGAUUGAGGCCCGGAAAGGACUGCUAGAAACCUUUUUAAAGCAACUCUGUGCCAUCCCUGAAAUAGCCAACAGUGAGGAGAUGCAGGAGUUUCUGGCUCUCAAUACGGACGCCAGGAUUGCCUUUGUCAAGAAACCUUUCAUUGUGUCACGCAUAGACAAGAUUAUGGUGAAUGCCAUUGUGGACACCCUGAAGACAGCCUUUCCUCGUUCAGAGCCUCAAAGCCCCACAGAGGAUAACGAAGCAGAGGUGGAUGGUUGGAAAAUAAGUUUGGACAAGAAGAGCAAGUCUCGUCUGAAGUUCAGUAGUAAAAGCAGUCCCUCUAUGAACGGCUCUGACAUAAGACCACCAGUUUUGUUCAGUUGGGAGCAAACCAGCACAGUUUUCGGCAAGAUGUCCUUGGGAGAUUUGCAAGCCUUUAUCACUGAACAAGAAAAACUGUGCAUCAGAGUUGAGUCGGAGAGGCAGGAGAGCCCGGUGGGCAGAGAAUUCCGAGGCUACCUGGAUGACAGCUUGAGAGGAAAGCAGAGUCAGGAGCGUGCCUCUGAGAUGGCGCUGGCUGAGGUGGCUCUGAACAUCCUGUGUCUGCUGAUGAAAGAACAGUGGAGCUGGCUGUGCAGUGAAAACAUUCAGAGGACCAUCAGGCUGCUGUUUGGGACUUUUAUUAACAGGUGGCUAGAUGUGAGCGUAGCCAACUUGACAUCCACAGAGUUCUGGGUGUUCUACCUGCAGGUUAUACAGGAGGCUGUAUGGCCUGGUGGAGCUCUGCCUACGACCUUUCAACUGGAACGCAGCCAGCAGGAGAAGGAGAGCACCAGACAACAAGCCCUACACUGUCUGAUGAGACUCUUACCAGAUCUGGUCUCAGACAUGCUGGGACAAGACAAGUGCAAACUGAGCUGGCAGAUGGCACUGGACUCUCUUCAAGACCCCUACAUUAACAGACACCUGGUCUACUGUAUAUUUGACCUUCUGCUGGAGUUCCUGGUUCCUGAAAUACCUGAGGAGGACUUCCAGAGGAGGCUGCUGCAGACCCUCUCUAAAAACCCUGAGAAGCUGCUAGCAUGAGACGACGACCCACAGGAGCACCUGCAAACCCAGCUUUUAUUUUUCAUCAUACUGACUCGUCAUUCAGCUCAGAUGAGAUGCUGUAAAGCAGUGUGACAUCGAGGAUGCUCCUGUCCUGCUAACAUUCUGUGAUCACAGUGUGAGUGAAUAUUUCUGCUCAGACUGAAUAUCCUCUGUCCCCACUUUAAUCUUCUGAGGUCAGUCUGUCCUGUCUCUAAUUAUGUAUUGAUGUACGGCCAUGAGUCUCCUGAGCACAUUGUCCUGUAUACAAAGACACAUGUUUGAGGAAGCAUUAAUUACACACGAGCACCUGGUUUGUGUUUGAUCGAAUGUGUCUGACGUGCCAUCCAAACAUGUGGCAAAGCACUGUCCGUUGUCAACGUCCAGCUUUGACUAAACUCACUGCAGAUGGUUUUUACACUCUGUCCUCAUCCCUUCCCAAAGGCUCUGGGAACAGGUCCUCGCACCUCUUUCUGUCAUCUAGUGAAGCAGGAUUUAUCGCCCCAAGAUUUAGCUGUUGACGACAGUUUCAUUCGUCAGUGUCCUGCUGGCUCUGUAUAAACCCAAUCGUGACUCUGAGACAAUAUACUUCCUCGUGAGGGGAGCAUAGGUCUCUCGCAGUGAUUUAAAACCUGCAACUAUCUGAAUGUAUGAAAAGUACAUGUGAGUUGUAAUGAAGCAUUUUACUGGCUUUCCAGGUAGGUUCUUUUAAUAAGUUCCACGGUGCAGUUAAUGUCUAAAUAAUAAGAGAGCCGAGCCGAGCCUCACAAAAGCAGGUAUACGAAGGACGUUCGCUGUUGGCAGAGCUCCAGUCAAUAACUUUUUUGUAGGCUAAUGUAAAAACAGUGGGCUGGCAGGCUGGUUAACCACAGGCCUUUUAAGCGUUGGUAAAUUACAUACAUAAUCUCUUGUGCAAUGAAGAAAAACCAACAUAAAUUGUUUUGGAAAGACGUUGGGUCGCCAUGUGCCACCAGAACAGCUUCGGUGAGUCUCUGAACUCUACUGGAAGGAAGAGUUACAUUCUUCCCAAAGAUAUCUCCUCAUUUGGUUGAUGACGGUGGUGGAGGGAGCUGUCAAACAUACUGGUCCAGAAUCUACUAUUGGUGUUUGACUGGGUUGAAAUUUGGUGCCUCUGAGGGCCACAGCUCACAAAACUGUUAUACUCUGAUACAUAGGCUGUCUAUAAAGAUGGACGAUGAAGUGAAGCCAAAAAUAUAAUAUGUAUAUAAUGUUAAAUAUAUAAUAUAUAGAUAUGAGCAAUGGUAGUGGGGUCCUGUCAAUGUCCAUGCUCGACUAAUCACGAGUCAGUUUCAAUUGUUAAUCAUGACAUAUCACCUAGUUAUUAAUCAUCAAAUAACGAUUAUAAACCAAACUCGUCAGAAACAUCAGUCAGUGUUAUAAGAACCACUUCAAAAGACAGAAUCCAUUUUUGAGAAAACUUUAUUGGACUUGUACUUUGACCUUUAAGUUUGGUCCAUGUCCACUGGGGGGGAAUUGAGAUGCUUCGGCUUCACUUCUUCAGAGCAGUCAUGUCGUCCAUUUUUGAAAUACAGUCGAUGCCCAGACUAUCCAGUGAUGUGUUGUCAUCCUGUUGUGCUGUUCUUUAAAAUAACAGCGUCUAAUCAUUGGUACUAACUCACUUAUUGUUACGCAUUCUGUUGAUUAUCAAAAUAAAGGCAGGGUAUGAAUGAGGUGUGAGACAGUCAGCAGAUAAUCAUGAUCAUAGAUUCUAAAUAAAGAUAGAUGACAUGUUUUUAUUCCCCUCAAUUGGAAAAAUCCCGGAAUUCCAGUUAACAAGCCCCAGAUCAGUUUGAGGCUGAUAUGAGCCCGAACCCUCGUCCUUCAGUCACCUUAGAAACCAUCUGAAGAGGGUUUUAGUGGCGUCACCACACAAUCUGCAGUCACUACAGUCAAAUUUGUGAAAAUUGCCUUAUUAUCUUAUUGCCUUAUUUGUGGUCAGUGCCACUUGGUUAAAGAAUGAACCAAAAACGUUUUAACCUUAAAAUUGUCAAAAACACACACACACACACACACUAACGCAAAUGAUGUAGUACAGAGUUCAUCAACAUUUUCUGCCAACAUUCUUUUUGUUCCAAAAUGUUAAGACAGUUUUGUCGUGUGAAAUGUUUCGUUCUGUCUUUGUGGUGAUAAACAAGGCCAUAUUUCAAUGUUACGAUCAUUCCAUUGUUUUUGCACUUAUACCCGCAUCCUCGUCUUAAAUUCCUUUGUUUCUUUCCAUUGUGUUUACUUGUGAUUCAGUGUAUUUAUUAACCUAUUUAUGUGUUUGAAAUAUGACAAUGUCUUAUUCUGAAUUCCAACCAUAAAAGAAGGAGUGGGGUGCUGAUGGAGAGGGGCCCCCUGCUGUAUUGUGAAGUGCUUUUUACCCCCUAGGUUUUGCCUUACAGGGGGAUUGAUGGAAGUUUGGUUUGGUGUGUCCUGCAGGUGUGACCCUGAUAAGCAGCCCCUUGUAGCUCCCUAAGGUGAACCUGUUUACUGUUCUUUUUUUAUUGUGAGCGACUGCUGAACAAUGAAGCAUUGCAGUUGUUGUAUGUUACAGUUGUUGUAUGUUACAGUUGUUGUAUGUUACAGAAUGUUAGGAGGGUCUUACAUUUGCUUUCUCAUUCUGUCCGAUGAAGGAAUUCCAUGUAUGUUGUUUAAACUGCAAAGUGCCACAAAGCAUGAUCACAUUGCUUCUUACAACUGGCACAGAGACAGAAACGUACCUGCUUGGUGGAUCACUACUUUAACAAAAUCCUUUAAUAUUAUAAGAUCAAAUGUUUCCUCUUAUCUUGAUUUUCAUCAUAGUGGAAAUAUAAAUCUGCACAAAAGAAUCUGAAAUGAGCUCACAGCAAUAUAAGAAAAAAACCCAUCCGGCCUGUUGGCUAGUGUGUGCUGAAUAGACUGGAUAAUUGAAUCAUAACAAUCAUAACAACAAAUGUCUGUAUAAUAUUGGAACCAGGAUCUUUUUUUUUGUUUUUGUUUUUGUAAAGCCAACUGUUUUGUUAUGUGAUCAUUUCAUAUGUAGAAAUAACCAGAAUGUUGAGCUACAACGGCAAACUAAAUAAUUGUUAAAAGGAUCAUGUUAAAGCAACGUCCUCAUAAACCCAAGUAAAAAUAGAUCAGUAUUUGUCGUGUGGUGGCUGCUCUACUUUCCUGCUUCAAUCAGUUAAUGGUAGAUGUUUAACUCCUACUUGAAAAAUGCACAGUGCUGUUUACUAUUAGAACCUCACAUAUUUAUAUUGAAUGUUACAUAGAACAGCAAGGUCUAUUUGGAGAACUCUCCACAAGUUUAUGUUGAAGUCUUUCAUAGUAAUGUAUGAUAAGGAUUAACUGUUAUUUCCUUCUCCUCUGCACUGGUGUUCACGGUUGCGUCUUGUUGUCUAUCAGACUUUUGAACAUGUGGUUGUGUUAAUAUUAACCGAUUAUGUCAUAGUCUUUUAAAAUGCUUGAUAGUGGUUCCUGAAUCUGCCAACACAAUAAAGUUACCAAACAUGAUUUAUGAAGACAUCCAA